Messenger RNA from Rhagoletis zephyria (snowberry fruit fly), 2118 nucleotides. NCBI's taxonomy places the organism in Eukaryota, Metazoa, Arthropoda, Insecta, Diptera, Tephritidae. The record is from RefSeq and is a predicted model, not a curated record.
AUGGAGCUGCUCGGCGGCUCCACCACUGUCGAAGUUUCUGACCACGUUUUCGGUGGCAGUGGCGGCGGUGGAGGUAGCAAUGGUGGCCAGUACGCCUACUACAACCUCAAUGGAAAUGGCUCCAUGCACCACUCCUCACACAUGAGCGAAGAGCAAUGUCAGUUAAAGAAGAAUCACAUGAACAAUGGAGGGGGACAGCAGUCUAGCUACCACCACUUGCAGUCCAGUCCGGCGUACAGCAGCACAGGCAGUGUGGUCAGCAACUGUCCGAUGAGUCCGAUGGAACCCAUGUACGGCAAUGGAGGAAGUGGUGGUGGUGGCAUCGUCAAGGAGGAAUUUGAGAACUUGCACACGUCCAUCUACUCGAUGCAGCAGUGCACCCCCAGCCAGUCAUCGGGCACCUCACCCCUGCUCAGCAGCCAUUCACUGCCCGACUCGCCGCCCAUCGUCAGCAGCAACUCGGCGGGCUACCACUCGGGUGGCAGUCGACACAGUCUCUCUCCGCCUAGCAUCACCAACACGCCCAACACCCCCAAUCACCAUCAUCACCCUUCUCACCCUUCUCAUCCUCGAAACGGUGGCCUGUGUAUUGCCAAAAAGUCCUCCUCCUCCUCUUCGUCAUCAUCCUCUUCGUCCACCACGUCCAGCAACGUCUGCUACGAGCUGAAGCGUGAAAUGGCCGAAAGUUCGGGUCUCAGUUUAACCGGUGCACCGUAUGCCAAGUCUCGUGCUGGCAGAAAAGGUGCCAGCAAUAUAGCCAGCAGCACUGGAAGCAACUCAGAGGCGAACCAGUUCACUGACGCCGACUCCAACAGUGGCAAUCCCUCAUCAAAGGCUUUUGUGCCCUGCAAAGUGUGCGGAGACAAGGCUUCUGGGUACCACUACGGCGUCACCAGCUGUGAAGGAUGCAAGGGCUUCUUCCGGCGAUCCAUUCAAAAGCAAAUCGAGUACCGGUGUCUGCGAGACGGCAAGUGUCUCAUUAUUCGGCUGAACCGCAACCGUUGUCAGUACUGCCGAUUUAAAAAAUGUCUAGCGGUCGGCAUGUCUCGCGACUCGGUGCGCUAUGGACGAGUGCCAAAGAAGUCCAAGGAAAAGGAGCGACUGGAGGAGAAGGCGAACGGUGUGACGCAGGCCGAGGCAGACCAGUCCUCGGUGGUGGACAUCGACGCCAAGGACCUGGCACUGUACGACACCAUUCUAACCAUCUCACAGGCGCACCAUGCCAACUGCUCUUACACCGAUGAUAAAAUCAAAGGCCUCGCAAAGAAACCCAUCUUUAUUUCCAGCGACGAGUGCUCCUCCUCACCGGACGUCGGCUCCGUCUCUGAGAGCAUGGAGACGCAGAAGAUUGAGCUGUGGGAGCAGCUGGCUUUGCUCAUCACGCCCUGCAUCCAGCGAGUGGUCGAGUUUGCCAAGCGAAUUCCCGGCUUCUCCGAGCUCACACAAGACGACCAAUUGAUACUCAUCAAGUUGGGCUUUUUUGAGGUGUGGCUAGUCCACAUCUCCAAGACGGCGGACUUUGUCGAAAAUACUCUCACCUUUGCUGAUGGCUCCUUUCUCAAUCGAAAGCAACUUGAACUAAUGUUUGACCACGAAUUUGUGGGCAACCUCUUUCACCUCAUGUCAGGCUUGAACAAUCUUGCGCUGAACGACACCGAAAUUGGUCUCUUUGCCGCCAUCAUUUUGCUACAAUCAGAUCGCCCGCAAAUAUAUGAUAUUAAAGCGAUCAAUAAAAUUCAAGAAAACGUCAUGGAGGCGCUAAAGACGCAAAUCACACGCAAUCACAGCAAUGACACGGCCACAUUCCAAAAGUUGAUGCAAAAAAUCAACGAACUGAGAGCCCUGGGCUCCAGUCACUCGCUGCACCUGCAGUGGUUCCGCUCCAAUUGGUUGCGCCUGCACUUGCCGCCGCUGUUUGCGGAAAUCUGGGACAUACCACUGCCAAAGUCGACCACCUUUGCGAGUGCCACACCGGUUGCAAACACUUCGGUAGUGGUAGUCUCGCAGUCGACCAUUUCAUCCAGAGAUCAGCAGCAGCAGCAGCAGCAGCAACAACAGCAAACAAACAGUAGUCCUCAGCUCAACAACGCCUCAAUGGCCAGUCCAAUUGAGAACUGA